Molecule: messenger RNA, 630 nt
Organism: Labeo rohita (rohu)
Lineage: Eukaryota; Metazoa; Chordata; Actinopteri; Cypriniformes; Cyprinidae
Product: ribonuclease inhibitor-like
Exons: 5
Coding region: 241-543 (100 amino acids)
Molecular function (GO): protein binding
Source: RefSeq, a predicted model, not a curated record
UUGGGCAUAAGGUUUCUCUCAGAUGUACUGGAGGAUCCUCAAUGUAAACUGGAGAUACUGUGGUUGAGAUAUUGUGGUGUCACAGAUGAAGGUUGUGCUGCUCUGACUUCAGCUCUGAGAUCAAACCCCUCACACCUGAGAUAUCUGAAUCUGUCAUGGAAUAAACUAGGAGAUUCAGGUUUGACGUUCAUCUGUUCUGUACUGGAGGAUCCUCACUGUAAACUGGAGAAACUGUGGUUGAUGAAGUGUGGUGUCACAGAUGAAGGUUGUGCUGCUCUGACUUCAGCUCUGAGAUCAAACCCCUCACACCUGAGACAACUGAAUCUGUCAUGGAAUAAACUAGGAGAUUCAGGCUUGACGUUUAUCUGUUCUGUACUGGAGGAUCCUCACUGUAAACUGGAGACACUGUGGUUGAUGAAGUGUGGCGUCACAGAUGAAGGUUGUGCUGCUCUGACUUCAGCUCUGAGAUCAAACCCCUCACAGCUGAGACAACUGGAUCUGUUUGGGAAUAAACUAGGGGAUUCAGGAGUGAAGUUACUCUGAUUUGAAGGAUGAUCCACAUUAUAAACUGGAGACAUUAUACCAUUACCCUCAGUAUUGAGACGUCAGUCCAGUUUCCUCAGGAUCAGC